AUGAAGAAGAAUCCAUGUGAAGGGAAUGCAAAAAACUAUCUCCAUUAUAAUUGUUACAAUACGUUAUAUGAGUACUUCAAGAAAUUAACUUUUAGUACGACAGAUGAGGAUAAUUUAGAAAAAACCAAGACAGAGUUACAAAUGAAUACAAGAGAAUAUUCUGCGUAUAAUAAUCAUUUUAAAAAACUAGCAACGUUUUUGAAUGGAAAUCAUGCUUUUAUUGAAUAUACUCGUGUUCCAAGUUGUAUUUAUAUUAACUACUGGUUAAAUAAAAAUAUUCAAGAAGAACAUAAUUCCCUAUAUAAUGAAAAAUCUUUUGAUAUCUUCAAAGAAUUUACCCAUACUUACUCAAAAAUAAAAUAUAACAAUGAAAAUAAUUCAUGUAGGGAAUAUAUAAAACUUCUAAACCCGAUUGAAUAUCAUAGAAUGGGUAUCUUAAAUACGUUGUAUAAUCUGUAUGAUCUACUUGGAUCAUCCGUUUACCAUAAUUACCCACAUCCACCGUGUACUUUUGUUAGUCUAUUAGCUAGAGAAUAUAGGGAUAUUUUUAGUUCUCCUGAAACGUAUAAAGAUUUAUUUAAUCAAUUAAAAUCACUUAAAGAUUUAAUUGUAAAAAGAGAAUUGCACCUUAAAUUAGAAUGUCCAACGAAAUUUUCACAGAUAACAUUACCAAAGGAAGAUACCCACAAUUCUGUAGGACAUAAUGUAGAGAAAGAUACGAAAGUAAGUUUAUCAGUUCCAUCAGAAACAGAUUCAACUGGUCUACAAGGAAAAAAUUCAGAUAGUAGGACAAUUACAGAAGUAACAUUACCCCUAUCAACUAAUCUAGGACAAACAGAAUUAAAUCAACCAGAGAAACCAGCAACAGGGGUAACAAUCGAAAAUCAACAUUUAGUAACGGCCCAAGAACCAGCGCAUUAUUUGGGAAGGACACCAGAAGAAGAAGUACAUGGAGAAACACAACAUGCACAAUAUCGAAGAUUACCAGAAGCAAGUUUCACAGAACAAAGAGUUGAUGACCCAUAUAACACACUCAACGUGUUUUCAUAUCAAAGGCCUCACCAUGUAGAUAUUCAUACCCAUCCAGAAAAAUCAAUGUCCCCUACGAGUCAAUCAGAAGAUGUAGGAGUAAUGACAAAUAUACAAAACGCUUUUUCUAGCAUUGUACAAAAUGUUGAUCCAGCACCUGUUCUUGGUGUAUCUGGUGGGAUGGGUGUUUUAUUUGUACUUUUUAAGUAUACUCCAUUUGGAUCCUUUUUUGGAGGAAGAAGAGGACGAUUCCGUCAAAUUCCUAGCAGUUUCAGAGGAUUUCAACCAGAUUUCGCAAAUUUUCAGGAAUAUGAAGGUGGGCAUAUUGGAUAUGGUCCAAUCAAUAUAAAUCCUCUCGCGGAAUAG
Molecule: messenger RNA, 1395 nt
Organism: Plasmodium vivax (malaria parasite P. vivax)
Lineage: Eukaryota; Apicomplexa; Aconoidasida; Haemosporida; Plasmodiidae
Product: variable surface protein Vir6, putative
Exons: 3
Coding region: 1-1395 (464 amino acids)
Source: RefSeq, a predicted model, not a curated record